Messenger RNA from Epinephelus lanceolatus (giant grouper), 3997 nucleotides. RefSeq names its product adaptor related protein complex 4 subunit beta 1 (gene ap4b1). Gene Ontology annotation, cellular component: membrane coat; clathrin adaptor complex. NCBI's taxonomy places the organism in Eukaryota, Metazoa, Chordata, Actinopteri, Perciformes, Serranidae. The record is from RefSeq and is a predicted model, not a curated record. Gene Ontology annotation, biological process: vesicle-mediated transport; intracellular protein transport.
GCGGAAGUGUGCAUGGUGUAAACAACGAGUCAUCAAGUAGUGUUGAGAAUGAACCACCGUUUGAAGUGAUAGAGUGUUUUUUCAAAAGUAACAAAUCGACGUGUUGAGGAUGGCGCAGUGUCGUUAGUGAUAUUUUAAAUUAGAGGGUGCGGGUUGUGUGUAAACAGCAUCAUGCCUUAUCUGGGCAGUGAGGACACGGUGAGGGAGCUGAGGAGAGCACUGUCCAACCCCAACGUCCAGUCUGACCAGCUGCGCUACAGGAACACCAUCCUCAAAGUCAUCAGGGCGAUGUCACAGGGUGUGGAUGUAUCAGGUCUGUUCAGUGAGAUGGUAAAAGCGUGUGCCACAGUAGACAUAGUCCAGAAGAAACUGGUCUACGUCUUCCUGUGUUCCUAUGCCACUUUAAACCCUGAGCUGUCUCUGCUGGUCAUCAACACACUGAGGAAAGAUUGUCAGGAUCCAAACCCCAUGGUCCGCAGCCUGGCCCUGAGGAACAUGACCAACCUCAGGUUACCCAGUCUGGUGGAGUACGUGGAGCAGCCUCUGACAGCAGGACUGAGGGACAGAGCAGCUUGUGUACGACGAGUGGCCGUGCUCGGCUGGGCCAAACUGCACAACCUCCAACCCAACUCUGAGAUAGAUGCUGCAGUGGUGAAUGAGCUGUACAGCCUGCUAAGGGACCCAGACCCAGUGGUGAUGGUGAACUGUCUUCGAGCUCUGGAGGAGAUCCUGAGGGAGGAGGGAGGAGUCGCUAUUAAUAAACCUAUCACCCACCACCUCCUCAACAGGCUCAAGGAGUGUGAUGUUUGGGGUCAGUGUGAGGUGCUGAGGAUCCUCCAGCGCUACCGACCUCAGUCAGAGGACGAGCUGUUUGACAUCCUGUCCCUGCUGGAUGCCGCCCUGGUCAGCCCCCACCCCCCAGUCAUGGCCGCCACCCUCAGCCUCUUCCUAAGCCUCUGCUCCAGCCUGCCUGCUGUCAGUCUGGCAGCCCUGGAGCGAGUCCGGGGACCCCUGCUGGCUGCCUGUGGGAGCGUGUCCAGAGAGAUGAGGUUCACUGCCCUCUGCCACAUACAGUUGCUCUUGCGUUCCCUCCCUGGCCUGAUGGGGGCGCACUACAAACGUUUUUUCUGCGGGUAUGCAGAGCCAGCCUACAUCAAGCAAAGGAAGAUGCAGGUGCUGGUUGAGCUGGUUAAUGAUGAGAAUGUAGCAAUGUUACUGGACGAGCUGAAAGGAUACUGCACUGAUGUCAACACUGACACUGCCCAAGCUGCAAUCUCAGCUAUAGGUCGUAUUGGACGGAGCUACAGCGACAGGUGUCUGGAGAUACUUACUGGACUGCUCGGGCUCAAACAGGAGCACAUCACUUCUGCGGUGGUGCAGACAAUGCGUGACCUGGUCUGGGUGUGUCCUCAGUGUAGCGAAACUGUGUGUUUGGCUCUGGAGGGCUGCGAGGAGACGCUGCAGGAUAGCCAGGGCAGGCAAGCCUUGCUGUGGUUGCUAUCUGUGUACGGGGAGCGAGUCUCCAACGCCCCCUACACGUUGGAGGUGUUCAUUGAUGGAGUGAGGAGCGAGACCUCUCUGGGAGUCAAGAUGGAGCUGCUGACAACUACCAUGAGGCUGUUUAUGUGCCGGCCUGCUGAGACACAAGACAUGCUCGGAAGGCUACUGCACUACUGCAUAGAGGAGGAGACUGAUAUGUGCGUGCGUGACCAAGCGCUUCUCUACUACCGCCUGCUGCAAUGUGGAAUAGAGGAGACACGAAAGGUCCUCCAGGGUCGGAGGUCAGACCCUUCCCUGGGUGUUCUUAUUGGCCGCCCCGCAGAGCCCAUCAGCCAAUGGGCAAGCAGCUUCAACACUCUAGAGCCUCUGAGGCAGGGCACCGUAGAGACAGAGUCAGCCAGCAGAGGAAGCCCUGAACAUGCAAGCUUUGACCCCAAGCCAAACACUGACCUCUCAGACACACUGGACUGUAGCCAAAUUGAGAGAGUGCAUUCAGCGUCCUAUCAUUCUUCCUCUCUUCGUCCUCCCAUGUCUUCUUCAGGCUCAGACAGUACCAGUGGGUGUACAGACUCCUCUGCUGAUGUCCUGGCUUCCAGUGUCGCUGUCCCUCUCAGUUUGUCCCUCUCCCCAGCUCUCAGCCCAGAGGAGUUUGAGCGUCUUUGGCUGCAGCGACUGGCUCUGCAUGCUGAGCGAGGUGCGGAGAAACUAGAAGAGGAGGAUUAUAUUUGCUUUGAAGAACGCAUCCACUGCCCUGCGAUACCUCAGUGUUCACCACAAAGUCUUCAGGCUGCGAUGCAGCUGGUCAAUAUCCAGACAAUGGCCUUCACACCACCGCACACACUCCCCUGGAGGGUCUACCUGUACACACACACACAGCAAGGACACUCUGGUGACACACCCCACAGCACACUCAUACUUGGGGAGCUGCUGUACACUGGAGAGGGAAAUCAGAGGAGAGUAGUUACAAAAGGCAUAGAUGGUGGAGAAGUGGUAGAGGGCAGUGAAGAGGAGCUGGUGAAAGAGGGAGAGGAAGCUACAGCUUAUGGACUGAGCAGGAGGGAGUCAGCGAGAAAAGAUGGAGAAGAGCAGGAUGUAAAAGUGACUCUUAAGCAGCAACCAAGAGAUGACAAAGCUCUGAAGGGGUUUCUCUCUAUCCUUACCACUGUGCUGCACACAUUGUCCUCAGAGAGAAAUUAAAUAUGCAUUACACCAACACAUGGUGUACUUCUAAAGAAGACGCUCACUGACCACAUUCAUUUCCUAAUCAUAUCUGUAAAAUAGCUCCUAAGACAGUGGUUCUUAACCUUUCUCAUGCCAUAGACCUCUGAAUUGAUACACAUGGGUUAAUGGACCCCCAUUUGAUAAGAUUUUGCUUCAGGAACCCCCAUUUGAAAAGAUGGCGGCAUCGAUGUGACCUUUUAAUGAUGUGUUAUGUAUGUGACCCUCCCUCAGGAGAUUUAAAAAGUAGCUGUUAGCAGAUAGCAACUAACUUGAAGAGGAAAAACAGCAGCCGAUAAUGUCCACGAACUGGAAGAACAAUGAGGUCCAGGAGCUCCUCACUCUCUGAGCAGAGGACGAGAUCAGCUGCCAUACAACAGGGACAGUAAAUGAUUGUUCUUGUCAUGUUAUGCCUUUGUUAUUGUUUGUGAAGCGCUGCUGACAUGUAUGUUUUAUGUCACACGCCCGUCACUCCUCUUUUGCUUCAGCGAUGCAGGCAUGCUUCCUAAAAUCAAACACUGGAGCCGCAUGAUGCUGCUGUCAUUUGGUUCUGUGUAAAAAUACAAAGGCAGCAUAAAGAAGGGACUUCGUUGCAUUGUCUUAGUUUCACUUCCAUACGAAGUUGACUGUGGGAGGACAGUAAGCUCUCCCUCCAGCCGUCCCAUUGGGGACUGAUGCAGACCCUCAACAGUACUAUGAAUAGAAUCGCAUCUGCGUGACCGCAGCUGUCCACAGACAUUCAAUGCAGAAAGUUUGUCAAGCCGUUAAGACUCUAACCUACGACACAGUGGAGCACAAAGGCUCCGGAGAAGAAGCUGAGUUAGUGACAUGCAGUACAGCCAAGUUAGCGAGAUGCACUGGAUGACAGUGAGUAAAUGAAAUGUUAGAGAUUUGAUCGUUAAGGGAUGUUGAUGUCAUUAGGGGUACGCACACAUUUCCCACCCAACACAAAAAAAAUGAUCACAAUACUAGGACAGAGAACUGGAAAAAUGCACCAGUGCAGCAGUGAUGACUUGGGUCUGUCUCAACCUUCCAUCAGCAGAGUGAUCACACUGACUAUGAUACUUUCACAGUCAGCAGUUCAUUUCAUUUCCAUUGGGUGUCCACACCUUAUAUGCUCACAGAAGGGUGUGUCUCUGACAACUAAUCUAUUGUAUAUCUAUUGUAUGUUUGGUAUUGUGUUGUAUUGUAUGUUCUGUGUUGUGGGUGCAGCAUGGGCGAAUGGCCCAGAACAAAUGUCUCACUUUGUGAGACAAUAAAGUUAAUCUUGAAUCUUGAA